Raphanus sativus (radish) is the source of this 1727-nucleotide messenger RNA. RefSeq names its product F-box/LRR-repeat protein At3g58930-like. Gene Ontology annotation, molecular function: protein binding. NCBI's taxonomy places the organism in Eukaryota, Viridiplantae, Streptophyta, Magnoliopsida, Brassicales, Brassicaceae. The record is from RefSeq and is a predicted model, not a curated record. The transcript is spliced from 3 exons. The coding region runs from base 192 to 1625 and encodes 477 amino acids.
UAUCAGGGUUAAGCUGAACGACCAGCUAUUGGGGCAACUAGUCUAAUGCAAAACGACGUUAAUUUCGGCUUCAGUACAUCUAAGUCAUACAAAAUUCGAAAGUAGAAAGCAAGCCCUAAGAUUUUCCCCACGUCGCGGCAAACCCUAACCCUAAGACUAGAUUUGCUGCGUGGAAACUGAUUAAAGAGUAGAUGGAUCAUAUUAGCGGUCUACCUGACGAGGUUCUUUGCCAUAUCUUGUCCUUCCUUCCGACAAAGCUUGCUGCUUUGACAUCUGUUUUAUCAACUAAGUGGCGCAAUCUUCUUGCGUUUGUCCCUAAUCUUGACAUCACUUGUCCUAUUAAGAUCGUGCCUGUAGAUAGCAUUGAUUAUGGUAUUCCUAAGGAGAAUAUGUAUGGAACUAUGCGGAGCUUCAGGGGGUUUAUAGAUAGGGUAUUGGCUUUGCAGGGUGAUUCUUCCAUUAAGAAAGUCUCCCUCAAGUGUAUAAACUACAUUCAUCCAGAUCAUUUGGAUCGUUGGAUAUGUAACGUGCUGCGUCGUGGUGUUUCAGAACUUGAAACUGUCAUCUAUGAUCAAGAUGGUGAUGAUGAUUUUAAUUAUCUUCUGCCCCAAGAGAUGUUCGUCAGUAGGACACUAGUCAAGUUGAUAUUUAGCAACGUUGAUUGGUGGCCUGGAGCUGAAGGAACUUUUUUGCCUAAGCUUAAAACUCUAGUGGUUAACGGAUUUUUUUGCUCGGAUAAGCUUGAGAUGAUUCUCCCCGCUUUCCCUGUGCUUGAAGAGUUAUACAUAAAAGACAUUGUGUGGAGAGGUUCGGGUGAUUCAGUGUCAAGUGCAAGCCUUAAGAAGCUAACUAUCCAUGCCUUGGGUUGUGAAAGCAUGACAGUACAUAUUACAAAUAGCAUGAGCAUUUCUUUUGAUACUCCAAGUCUGCUUUACCUUGAGUAUUCUGAUAAAGUUGCGAGCGACUAUCCCAAAGUUAACUUGCCUAUUUUAGUUGAGGCUGUAAUCGACCUUGAUAUACGUGAUUAUACAAUGCUAGACAGAGAGCGAAAUGCUGAUGGAUUUAGGAACUAUGUUGUUCUGUCAUGUGGAAAUUUGUGUAAGCUCAUGACUGGCAUAAGAAAUGUGAAGACACUUACGUUUUCUUGUGAAACUCUCGAGUUAUUUUCUCUAUGCUUUGAAUCGAUGCCUGUGUUCAACAACCUCAAAAGGUUACGAAUUAGUGGGAGUCGCCCUCCAGUGGGAUGGCAAGCAAUGCCGGUUCUCUUACAAAACUGUCCACAUUUAGAAACUCUACACAUAGAGUGUCUUCGUAUUUGUGACUGCAUUUCUUUGGAGGAGAAUGGUGGUUGGCUCACGUCUUGUCCGGUGGAAAAGAUAGUGGAAGAGAUACAGAUUGAAAUGUUUAGAGGGACAAAGGGAGAGAUUGGAAUGAUAAAGCAUAUGUUGGAGUCUUUCUCGGGUUUGAAGAGGAUGACGUUGUAUGCCGGAAGGGAUUAUCCUACAGAUAUCUUUGAUCUUGUUGUGAAGAUGGUGAAUCUAUGCAAUGAGAGUUACCGAGCUGUGGUGAACACUUCCUGGUGUGUGAUUCGCCCGAUAUCUGAAGUAGACUCUAGUUUGAAAUAGUUGGAAAAGUCUAAAAGAGUCAACUGCUGGUUAUCGAUCCAUCUGAACUGAAAUUUGUACCGAUUUUUAUAUACAUUUGAUACACAUCCCUAGUCCCCUACA